GAACCAGGGUUUGAAUACCAGGUGGCCCAACGAAAGUAUAAAUGCACAUAUAAAGGACGAGAUGGGUACCAAAGAAUUGGAUAUAUCUUCGCGCAUCCUGCUUGGGGUGAAAAAACAACAAAGACAGGAAGUGAGGUUAGAGUAAUGACCGAAAAAAAGGAUCUUGAAACACAACAAAUGCUUGAAACUGAGCUUGUCUUUCUUUGGAAAGAGCGAACGACUAAUGAAGAACAUAAUGAGGAA
Racocetra fulgida is the source of this 243-nucleotide messenger RNA. NCBI's taxonomy places the organism in Eukaryota, Fungi, Glomeromycota, Glomeromycetes, Diversisporales, Gigasporaceae. The record is from the annotation of a GenBank genome assembly.